CCAGCAGCAGAAGUGGAUCCCUCUUUCUGGAGCACUGCUUUUGUUGCUGGUGUGUAAUAACAGUAUCGGGAGAUUUCAUACCCAGAGAGGGACCAAAGCAGAAGCUAGAAGUUGGAGGAAAAUGUUUCUGACUGUGCCAGAGCCAUACAGAAGGCAGCACGUGCACUAGGCUAGCCCAUUUGAUGUUGGGCUUCCAGAAGUCAUCUCUGGGAUCUCUUGCUUGUAUGACUUACUGCACACAGGCUGUUAAGGGUCUUUCAAACAGGUAGAGAGAUGCCUGGGCAUUGGAAGCUCUCUGCAGCAUGCUGAGGAGACGUAACCUACUGACCACGCUCCUGAUUGCCUUGCCAUGGGCUCUUCUCCUAACCUUGUGGCACCAGUACCCAACCACCCACUACCUCAGCCUGCUGAGAAAAGAGACAGAUGAGAACGUGACUUCUAAAGUUCUCCUCAACGGUACAUCUGCACUGAGAGAAGAAGGCUUCCCAUCAUGCACUCGGCAGCAGCAAAGCAUAGGGGCAACGCCUAAAGUCAUCCAGAAUUACGUGUACUCCAGGCCUCCCCCAUGGUCAGACACCCUGCCGACCAUCUUCGUUAUCACCCCUACCUACACCCGGCCAGUGCAAAAAGCUGAGCUGACCCGUCUGGCCAACACCUUCCUACACGUCCAGAACCUGCACUGGGUGGUGGUGGAGGACUCACCCCGGAGGACCAACCUGGUAUCCAACCUGCUGGAGAAGGCAGGGCUCAACUUCACCCACCUCAAUGUGGAGACGCCCAAAAGUCUGAAGCUGGGGCUGUCCUGGAUCCCAUCCCACACCCCGAGGGGAACACUACAGAGGAACCUGGGGCUGCACUGGCUGAGGGACAGCUUCAGCAACACCCCACCACCCGAAGGGGUAGUGUAUUUUGCCGAUGAUGAUAACACCUACAGCCUGGAGCUCUUCGAAGAGAUGCGCUACACAAGGAGGGUGUCAGUCUGGCCGGUGGCUUUCGUUGGGGGGCUGCGAUAUGAAUCCCCAAAAGUGAGCCCAGCAGGGAAGGUGGUGGGCUGGAAAACUGUCUUUGACCCUAACCGUCCCUUUGCUAUUGACAUGGCUGGAUUUGCUAUAAGCAUCAAGCUGAUUUUGGAGAAGCCUCAGGCCAGUUUCAAGCUGGAGGGAGUUAAAGGAGGCUACCAGGAAACCAGUCUGCUGAAGGAUCUAGUGACUAUGGAUGGGCUGGAGCCCAAAGCAGCCAACUGCACAAAGGUGUUGGUCUGGCACACAAGAACUGAGAGGCCCACUCUGGUUAACGAAGGCAAGCGUGGAUUUACAGACCCCAGAGUAGAGGUGUAAGCAGAGAGCCAGCUCCAGGGUCGGCAGCGGGCAGCGAUCGUUCCCGAAGUUCGUCAGCAACCACAGCAGCUGCGUGCCCUGCCUGUUCUGCCCAGCGCUCUGCUCCAUCGCCGGAGGAUGAUAAACACCCCCAAACGUCGCCACGCCGAUCAGCUCCCACUGCCCAAAAGGUGGUAACAAGCAGGGACAGAGCUGAUGUGGUGCCCUGCGAUCCUACUGCUCUUCACCUUUGACUUCGUGCACUGGCUCCGUUCCCCACCUGGGAGAGGAGUGCUUCCCUUCCCCUGCGGGCUCUGUGUUUUUAACCAUUCGUUAAAAUUUAUUAGACGCGCUCUCCAUUCUCGGCUGUGCCAGCACAGUGGCUGAAAUCCAGGAUGGGAGCCUCUGAAGGUCUCUCCUGGCGUAUCGUAAAACCUGAGCUUCGGUACAGCAGCUGCGAGCUGCGGUGGUCCAAGGACAGGAGUUGUCGCAAAAGCACAAACGCGGACCUGUCGGCCUGAGGCUGGCAUGCUCUCAAAACAGCUUUAAAACAAAGCUAGCCUGAGAGAGGCUCUCCCUCUGAAGGAUGCACUCGGAUACCUACACGGAUCAGCCUUCAGUGCUGGAGAGGGAGCUGUGCUGAAGCGCCUCAUUUGGGUUUUGGAAGUUCAGAUGGGAUCUGGUGCCUACGCCUCGGCUGAGAACUCGAACUGCCCUCACAUAACGUUGUUUUGGAAAAUGCCGGCCCAGAGCCCUCUGGAUAAAGUUCCUCUCCUGCUCAGGGAGACCUGGCAGGUACUGUACCUCAAAGACCAUGCCUCCAUGUCUCGCUGCAGAGACCCGAAAGCAGGGGAAAAGGUGGGUGGACUUGAAAGCGUUGCUCCUAGCCUGGAACCCUGCUGCAGCACCAUCAGGUGCUUCAGUAGCGUCAAAUCACAUAUACGGAUUUGCUUCCUAGACCUCCAGAGAGGAAGACACUUCUCUGAGGUGGAGGUGGGUGAGAAGUGCUCAGAGAAGAGGAACCCUCAGCCUGCACCCAUCUCCUGUGAGAACGUCGAGGAAUGUGGAGAGGCAUCGUCGGGAAACAUAUCUUGAGCACAUAGAUGACAACUGAAAUAGCAAACGUGAUGAGGUUUUCCAGCUGAACUUUGGAAGGCACGUGUGGCACUGUGAAGAGAGAGGAGACAGUGUCAUGCGGAUGGGUUUCCCUUUCCCUCAAUAAAACAGGAAGACAGCCAGGUGGAAGGCAGCCCACAAAGGAGGAGGUGGCAAAUGAGGACCGAAGGAAGGAUGCACUGGAUUAAAAGCACAAGUGUUGGUACCAUGUGUGUGCGUGGGGAGUGGUGUCACUGUGACUUUUCCAGGAAGAUUCCUUGAAUGACCCAGAAACCCCUCUGAGCCUACCUUGAAAACCAUCUUCACUCAGGCCAUGAGAAACAAGGCUUUAGGCAUUCAAAACACAUCGAGGAUUUCACAGCUGGGGGAAAGUUAUGAGCAAUUGAAUCAUCCCCCGCCCAAGAAAUUCUGGGCUGGCAGGAAACUUAUUUAUUUGUUGAUUUAUUUAUACUAGAGUUCUUCUCUGCCUAUUUCUUGUUUAGUUUUGUUUUUUAGCUUAGAUCACCUGACAUGUUCAUGAAGAAAGAAUAUUUCCCCCCUCGCCCCAGAACAGUAGAGCAUGGCGUUGAUCGAUGAAUGUCCUAUGUUCUGCGCUCCCUGGGGUUUCUUUAAAGUGGUGUCUUAAACUGGCAAAAUAAUCAGAAACACAGCAAGGAGGGUACAGCGAAGGGAAUUACAGUUCCUUUAUGCGAGAGACGUGGGUGGCACUAAGUUUCUGGCUCCCGAGCAAUGAUAGCGAGGUAAAAACAUGUGCAAUGGAGUGCCUCACUCAGCAGAUAGUCCUCAUGGGAUCUCAGGAAACCUCCGUGAAGGGGGGUCUUUGAAGGGUAUCUGAGAGAGGGAGUCGGUCCGUGUUCCCUCAAAUGGGAAACGAGCGGCCGCGCAUCCUGCUAUAGGAGGGGGGCUAAAGUACAGGAGGGGGCAAAGGGGAUGAGAUGCCUCCUAUCAGGGAGGGACGCAGGGGAAAUCAAAGAAUAGGCAGCAAAUAGAGAAAUGGAGACUGCGUUUAGUGAGGCUUAGACCAGGGUCUUUCUGGAUGAACACACCCAGCACUACAAGGCCACCCUGCCAGCCGUCCCAGCGUGAAGAAAUACUGAAUGGGCCAUGAAAACGGUGUCUUCUCUGGGCCCUAGAGAGGUCCUUACACAGCAAGGAUCUGGCAUACUGGCACUGGAUAGCAUGAAGGAAGCCCGGCGUCCGCAAAACACUUUUCAUUCUCCAUUUGUCAGAGCUUUCUGUCCUGUUCUCUGCAGGAGGUAACAGGCCUUGCACUCCAGUGGGCUUUGCCAACCCAUCCUGCCACCAGGCAGGUGGGCUCAAUGCUUCCACCCAGUAUUAAACCAAGCUUAAUUCCCCUUCAUUGUGGUUUCAAUGAAUGAGCAAGAGUGAGGGAAUAAAGGAGCUGAUUUAUCAUCCUCCAUUUUCUCCUCUGAGAUGGGCAGGGUUUCUGCCCGUAUGAACAGGAGGGGAUAUGGUGAUAGAUCCCCCGGCCUUUAAUCUCGCACAGGUCCUACAUAGGGUUUUGGGACUGAUGGUGGGCAUUUGUAGCAAGCAUCUAUUCCCAUUGAAAAGGAUAGCCUCCCCCCCCCCAUGUUUUUAGAGAGUUCUUCUCUCUGCAUCCCUAUAAGAAAGCAAAAUUAUUAUUCCUGUUUUUCCCACUGGGGACCUGGAUUCCAGUGAUAUGUACUACGCUGUUCAUUCAGUGCCGGUCGGAGCCUGCUCUCAAGACCAGCCCUAUCACACCAUCUCCAUUCUUGCCCCAGCCUGACCCUGUGGAGAAGAGUUUCUGUGAAUCAAGAAAUUCUGUCAGUCACUAAGUUGUGCAGGACCAAGACCUUGUAUGGACAGUGUGGGUGUAGGCAGCUGAUAUUCCAGGCUAGCAGAUGUUUGGACCUGUUCAGCACAAACACUCUUCUCCCUGUAGAGCAGCCUAAGGACAGCAAGGACUACUGCUGGCCAAGGUGUAUCACCUAAGGGUGGGUGAGUAACAGACACCACAAGUUACAAUGGCUGUUUGUUAGCAGAGCUAGGUGGGAGAGCCCAGGAGGGGAGCAGCGGUCAGAGUUACAGGCUUCAGGUAAAGUGAACGCAGUGAAUGCAAUAAGGAGGGAAGCUGCAGAUCAAGCCUGAAGUAUUCGAAGAAGAGAAGGCAUCCCAGCGCCUGGUUUUUACUAGCAUAUUAGUAUCUGAUAUUCAUGUUCUCUGAGAUUCAUCCAAUUCACCAACCAAUGAAUAUUACUAACAUUUCCUGUUGCAGAAAAUACUAUUGACGAAGGAAAGAGAAUGUCAAGAAAGUACUUUUUAAUGGUUAUUUAUUUAUAUUGAAUGGUACUAGAGUGUAAUUAAAUAUGAUGUGAAUAGUA
Messenger RNA from Harpia harpyja (harpy eagle), 4795 nucleotides. Its product is annotated as galactosylgalactosylxylosylprotein 3-beta-glucuronosyltransferase 1-like. Bases 303 to 1337 code for a protein of 344 amino acids. Gene Ontology annotation, cellular component: Golgi membrane. NCBI's taxonomy places the organism in Eukaryota, Metazoa, Chordata, Aves, Accipitriformes, Accipitridae. Gene Ontology annotation, molecular function: galactosylgalactosylxylosylprotein 3-beta-glucuronosyltransferase activity. Gene Ontology annotation, biological process: carbohydrate metabolic process; chondroitin sulfate proteoglycan biosynthetic process. The transcript has 6 exons. The record is from RefSeq and is a predicted model, not a curated record.